This is a messenger RNA of Paramecium octaurelia, 180 nucleotides long. Lineage: Eukaryota; Ciliophora; Oligohymenophorea; Peniculida; Parameciidae. The record is from the annotation of a GenBank genome assembly.
AUGAAACUACAUUAAUGUUAAACCAACUAGCCCAACAAUGAUAUCAUCUUUGGUCAUAGAAUUGGCACCAAAAAGAUAGUCGCUGAGAAACAAUAGAAAUUACACUCUAUCCUAAUCAGCCUAGCUCAUUAAACAUAUCUGAUAAUUGCCCAGAAGCAAGGAAGAUAAUUAUUUUCAUGA